Messenger RNA from Epinephelus lanceolatus (giant grouper), 3374 nucleotides. NCBI's taxonomy places the organism in Eukaryota, Metazoa, Chordata, Actinopteri, Perciformes, Serranidae. The record is from RefSeq and is a predicted model, not a curated record.
CAAGCUAGUGAGAGUUUGACAAACAGAAAAGCGACAGUGCCUUCAGAAUAAACGCACCGCCGCUGCUCGGAGGACAUUUUCAACGAGUUUUCCGCCAAUGAGCCAUUUACUUUGAAUGUAGCGACCGGGGCUUGUAUGUGUAACUGGAAAGUUUGACCCUGUUUGAGCCACAGUGAAUAGAUCCAUAACGCUUGGCUGAAUAUUAGACAGAAACGUAAGCUAACGCUACAUGUUCGGGAUACUUAAAACACAGGAGGAACCGUGCAGUUAAAUAUAUGGAUCCCAACCGGAUAAUCCAGGCUCUGAAAGGGACAAUCGACCCUAACCUGAGGAUAGCGGCGGAGAAUGAACUCAAUCAGUCAUUCAAGAUCAUCAACUUUGCCCCGACCCUGCUUCAAAUCAUUGUGUCUGAGCAAGUGGAGUUUCCUGUUCGCCAGGCAGCUGCCAUCUACUUGAAGAACAUGGUGAGUCAGUACUGGCAGGACAGGGAGCCAUCUCUGGGCGAGGUAGUCUUUCCAUUCAACAUCCAUGAGAAUGACCGGCAGCAGAUCAGAGACCACAUAGUGGAGGGCAUCAUCCGCUGUCCAGAGUCCAUACGUGCCCAGCUAACCAUGUGUCUGAGAGCCAUCAUCAAGCAUGACUUCCCUGGCCGCUGGACCACCAUAGUGGACAAGAUCGGCAUGUAUCUGCAGUCUCACAACAGCGGCAGCUGGUACGGCAGCCUGCUGGCUCUUUAUCAGCUGGUCAAAACUUAUGAGUACAAAAAGGCAGAUGAGAGGGAACCGUUGCUGGCAGCCAUGCAGAUCUUUCUGCCAAGGAUUCAGCAGCUCAUCAGCCAGCUGCUGGCAGAUGCCACCAUCUUCUCUGUCCUUAUCCAGAAACAGAUCCUCAAGAUCUUCCACGCUCUUGUACAGUACUCGCUGCCCUUACAGCUGAUCAACAACACAGUGAUGACUCAGUGGAUGGAAAUCUUCCGAACCAUAAUGGACCGAGACGUCCCAGCUGAGACGUUGGAGGUGGAUGAGGACGACCGUCCAGAACUGGCAUGGUGGAAGUGUAAGAAGUGGGCGUUACGCAUCAUCACCAGAAUGUUUGAACGGUAUGGAAGCCCAGGCAAUGUGACAAAGGAGUACUACGAGUUUGCAGACUUUUUCCUGAAGACAUAUGCAAUGGGCAUACAGCAGGUCCUGCUAAAGGUGGUGGACCAGUACCGACAGAAGCAGUAUGUUACUCCUCGCGUCCUGCAGCAGUGCCUCAACUACCUCAACCAGGGCCUGUCACACUCACUAACCUGGAAACAGAUGAAGCCACAUAUGCAGACCAUAUGCCAGGAAGUCAUAUUCCCUCUCAUGUGUUACAAAGAUGAGGAUGAAAAGCUCUGGCAGGAAGACCCUUAUGAGUACAUCCGGAUGAAGUUCAGUGAGUACUCCGACCUUUAUGAUGACCACACCCUACCUGCCACUGCUGCCCAGAGUGUCUUGUGUAAAGCUGCCCGCAAGAGGAAGGAGGUUCUCCCUCAGAUGAUGGAGUUUUGCCACCAGAUACUGAUGGACCCCUCUGCUGACCCUCGAAAGAAGGAUGGUGCACUACACUGCAUUGGAGCUCUGGCUGAGCUCUUACUGAAGAAGCGGAUGUACAGGGAGCAGAUGGAGCUGAUGCUGCAAAACUAUGUCUUCCCUCUGCUUAACUCUCCUGUUGGUUACCUGCGAGCCAGGUCUUGCUGGGUGCUACACUGCUUCAGCCCACUGCGUUUCCAUGAUGAGCUAGUGCUGAGGAACGCUGUGGAAUUGGUCAAACAGGAUCUGAUUGACGACAAAGAGAUGCCUGUCAAGGUGGAAGCUGCCAUAGCUCUGCAGACACUGGUCAGCAACCAGGAACAAGCCAAACUGUACAUCAGGCCCUACAUCCGGCCAGUUAUGCAGGAGCUGCUGCAUGUGGUGAAAGAAACGGAAAAUGAUGACCUGACCAACGUCAUUCAGAAGAUGAUCUGCGAGUACAACCAGGAGGUGGCUGUUAUUGCUGUUGACAUGACGCAGAACUUGGCAGAAAUUUUCACCAGGGUCCUUCAGAGUGAGGAGUACGAGGAGAAUGAGGACAAGACCGUCAUGGCCCUGGGCAUUCUCAGCACCAUUGACACAAUCCUUACCGUCAUGGAGGACCACAAGGAGAUCACUCAACAGUUGGAGGGGAUCUGUUUGCAGGUGAUCGGUCUGGUCUUGCAGAAGCCCAUCAUAGGUAUGGCAGAGUUCUAUGAGGAGAUCUUGUCACUGGCAUUCGGCCUCACCUGUCAGACCAUCUCCCCCCAGAUGUGGCAGCUUCUAGGUGUCUUGUACGAGGUCUUCCAGCACGACUGCUUCAACUACUUUACAGAUAUGAUGCCUCUUUUGCACAACUAUAUUACUGUGGAUACAGACAUGCUCCUGUCCAACCCUAAGCACUUAGAGGUCAUCUACAGCAUGUGCAAAAAGGUGCUGACUGUGGAUGCAGGUGAGGAUGCAGAGUGUCACGCUGCCAAACUGUUGGAGGUCGUCAUCUUGCAGUGCAGGGGUAGAGGCAUUGACCAGUGCAUCCCUUUGUUUGUGGAGGCAGUUCUGGAGCGUUUGAUGCGGGGGGUGAAGUCCAGUGAGCUGAGGACUAUGUGCCUGCAGGUGGCCAUUGCUGCUCUGUACUACAACCCAGCCCUGCUCAUCCACACUCUGGACAACAUGCACUUCCAACACAGCCCUCAGCCCAUCACUGCCCACUUCAUCAACCAAUGGAUGAACGACACAGAGUUCUUCCUGGGGCUCCAUGACCGUAAAAUGUGCAUCAUUGGCCUGAGCGUGCUGAUGGAGCUGCCCAACCGGCCAGCAGUGUUAGAGGGAGUCGCCGCUCAGAUUGUUCCCUCCAUCCUGCUCCUAUUCCUGGGCCUCAAACACCUCUAUGCUUCCCGCCUUAUAAACAAACCGGACCUACUCACCCAUGCAGGGGCACAGGAUGAAGACCACAAUGUUUCAGGAAGUUCCUGCUCAUCCAGCUCCAGAUGUCUUCAAGACAGGUGGUGAGGGACCACCGCCUUAGCAGUGACAGUGGACCCCAUGGUGACGGAGGAUUGUGCCCAGAGGGAUGAGGUAGAUGAUGAAGAGAAGUGGACCCAAGACUGACCCGUAAGGGACACCCAGUGAAACACCCAAACACCCAGACUUGUGGUUCCUUAGAUACACAAAUUGUUGACUGUCGGUGAGGUAUGAUGUGAACCGGGAGAGUGCAACACCAGUGAUCCCAAUGCCAGCCAGGCGGUCCAGGAGUAGUGGGUGGGAGAUGGUGUUGAAUGCUGCGCUGAGGUCCAGGAGGAUGAGAAUGGUGAGUAGUCCUGAGUUGGCUGCAUGGAUGAG